Molecule: messenger RNA, 1367 nt
Organism: Solanum lycopersicum (tomato)
Lineage: Eukaryota; Viridiplantae; Streptophyta; Magnoliopsida; Solanales; Solanaceae
Molecular function (GO): protein binding
Source: RefSeq, a predicted model, not a curated record
ACGUAGUUUAUUGAGACUAUAUAUAGUAUUGAUGAUUUGUUUGUUAGUUCUCUGUUAUCAUUUUCUUAGUUUUGAGACAUGAUGAAUAGUACUAUCAAAUUUCUAAUAUUUUUCUUCAGUGUUACAACAGCUCAACCACUAAAGGGACAAAACCAAUUGAUUUUUUCAGAUCAAAGGCUUGCUGUAGUAUACCCCAUUAUACAAAAAUUCAAGAAUAUCAUCUCUGCUGAUCCUCUAGGUAUUACAAAAACUUGGGUUGGUCCAAAUAUAUGUAAUUAUACUGGUUUUUAUUGUGAAAGUCCUCCAGAUAACAGUUCAGCAAUUGCUCUUGCUUCUAUUGAUUUCAAUGGAUUUCAACUUAGUGCGUUGACGCUUGAUGGAUUCCUUGAUCAGCUUCCUGAUAUAGCAAUUUUCCAUGCUAAUUCAAACAAUUUUGGUGGGACUUUAUCUCCAAAAAUAGCGAAUCUUUUUUAUCUCUAUGAACUUGAUAUUAGUAACAAUCAAUUUUCCGGGCCAUUUCCUAGUCCAAUUUUGGGCAUGAAUAGCCUAAACAUAUUGGAUAUAAGAUUCAAUUCUUUCACAGGAUCAAUCCCACCUCAAUUGUUCACUAAAGAUCAAUUAGACGCGCUCUUCAUCAACAACAACAAUUUCAUGCAAAUGCUUCCUGAUAACAUCGCGAUCAGUCAUGUCACGUAUCUCACUUUAGCAAACAACAGAUUUUUCGGUCCUAUCCCACAUAGUAUUUCCAAAAUCUUGUCGAGUUUGUCUGAGAUUUUGCUGCUUAACAACUUGUUGACUGGAUGUCUGCCUUACGAGAUAGGAUUCUUGAACGAAGCAGUAGUUUUCGAUGCUGGUAAUAAUAGACUCACCGGUCCACUUCCGUUCUCAUUAGGGUGUUUGGAAAAUAUAGAAAUGUUGAAUUUUGCUGGUAAUCAGAUGUAUGGGAUGGUGCCUGAUGUGAUUUGUGCCCUGGAGAAUUUAGCAAAUUUAUCGUUGUCCGAUAACUAUUUUACUGGAUUUGGGCCAAUUUGUUUGAGAUUGAUUGAAAAUGGAGUGCUUGAUUUGAGGAAUAAUUGUAUUCCUGGUUUUCCAUUUCAAAGAUCAAUAGCUGAAUGUGUUGCAUUUUUUGCUUACCCAAGGUACUGUCCUCAUAUGGCUUCAUAUACUUAUAUUCCUUGUUGGCUUUCAAAUUUCAAAACACCUUCUCUGGAUCUCCCUGAAUUGGCACCUUAGUAAGGGCAGGACAACACGGUGCACAAAGCAUUCUGUGUUCACGAUUUUUUUUGUUUUAAUUAAAUUAAGUUUGUAUUUUCCAUUGAACAGAGAGUAUUAUCUCAUAAUAACUUGGAAUCUCUAUUUAUGGAGUA